UCCACCUGCCCGGCCUGCCACAAGGUUCCUCCCAGAGCCGAGGCCCCUGUCAGCAGUGUGAGCAACAGCUUGGAGAACGCACUGCGCACGUCAGCACAUUCCACGGAGGAGUCGCUGCCCAAGAGGACGAUGGGGAAACACUCCAAAGUGAGUGUUGAAAAGAUAGACCUGAAGGGACUGUCACACACAAAAAAUGAAAGAAAUGUUGAAUGUUCCUUUGAGGUCUUGUGGUCUGAUUCUUCGGUAACAUCAGUAACCAAAUCUUCCUCUGAAGUGACUGAAUUUAUUUCAAAGUUACCUCAGCUGUACCCUGAAGAAAACCUGGAGAAAUUCAUUCCGUGCUUAGCUGGCCCAGAUUCCUUUUACGUAGAGCGAAACCACAUGGAUCUGGAAGCGGACCUGAGGUAUUUGACUUCAUUACCUUCUCACGUACUGAAAACUGACCACGUUAAGAAAUUUUUCAGCACUUCAUCUCCCACCCAACAGCUUCAAAGUCCAAGUCCCGGCACCCCUGCCCUUUCUAAAGUGGGCACCGUGAUGGGCACAUCUGGAAGGCCCGUGUGUGGCGUGGCCGGCAUCCCCUCCUCUCAGAGCGGCGCCCCGCACCACAUGCAGCACUCGGCCAGCGCGGCCGCCUUGCCCCACUGCUCCCACGCGGGGGGCGCCGGCUCAGCGCUGGCCUACAGGGCCCAGAUGGACACGCCGCCCGCCAUCCUGAUGCCCUCCGGCCUGCAGACCCCUCAGACCCAGGAGCAGAACGGGAUCUUAGACUGGCUCAGGAAGCUGCGCCUGCACAAGUACUACCCCGUCUUCAAACAGCUCACGAUGGAGAAGUUUCUGAGCCUUACUGAAGAGGAUCUAAAUAAAUUUGAAUCCCUCACCAUGGGAGCAAAGAAAAAACUCAAGACUCAGCUAGAGCUGGAGAAGGAGAAGUCCGAGAAACGGUGCCUGAACCCCGCAGCCCCGCCCCCGGUCACCAGCAGCGGAGUGGCUCGCGUCCCCCCCACCAGCCACGUGGGGCCCGUGCAGGCCGUGCGAGGCGCCCACGCUGCAGCGCUGCGGGUGGAAGUGGAGCAGCCCCCUCACCAGACGGCCCGGGAGGGCAGCUCCUCCGAGUGCUCCAGCUCCUCGCCCAGCCCGAUGGGGGUGCAGGCCCGCGAAGAGAGCUCGGACAGCGCCGAGGAGAACGACAGACGUGUGGAGAUUCACUUGGAGGGCUCGGACAAGGAGAAGCCCGUCAUGCUCCUGAACCACUUCACCUCCAGCUCCGCCAGGCCCACGGCCCAGGUCCUCCCCGUGCAGAACGAGGCGGGCUCCAGUCCAUCGGGCCACCACCCCCUGCCCCCCCAGAUGAUGGCCGCAGCCUCACACCUGGCACCCAUCCGGAUGCUGAAUUCCGUGCACAAGUCGGAGAGGGGGGGCGCGGACAUGAAGCUCCUCCCGCCUUCCGUGCACUCGCUGCUGUCUCUAGAAGAACGGAGUAAGCUCUCGGGACCAAGAGGCAGCAUCAAAGUGGACAAGAACUUUGGCCACGCCGUGAUCGACACGGCGCCCGCGCCCGGCCCCCAGCAGCCCCUGCAGGUCCUCUCCGCGCUUGCCGAGAGCAGCGCCGUGUCACCCACCGUCUCCUUUGGUCCCCGCGCCAAAGUUGUGCACGCGUCCGCCCUGGACAGGGUCCUGAAGCCGGCCCCACAGCCCGCCCCGGGCGGGGAGACCAGCACCGCUGCCGCGGGCACGUCCAGCACCGUCUUCCAUGUGGCUCGGCCCCCCAUCAAACUCCUGGUGUCUUCGUCCGUCCCUGCGGAUUCUGCCAUUUCCGGGCAAACUCCCUGUUCUAAUAACGUGCAAAUAAGCGUGCCCCCUGCAAUAAUAAACGCCCGGACUGCCCUGUACACCGCCAACACCAAAGCUGCCUUCUCUGCAAUGAGCAGUGUGCCCGUGGGGCCCCUGCAGGGCGGCUUCUGUGCGAACAGCAACACUGCCUCCUCCAGCAGCCACCCCGCCACGUCCUUCGCCAGCAUGGCCACCGUGCCCAGCUGCCCGGCCCCCAGCUCCAGCCCCGCACUCUCCUCGGCCCCCGAAAGCAGCUUCUACGGCGGCGGCGGCGGCGGCGGCUCCGGCUCCCCCGGGAAUGUUCCCGCCUCCGCCCAGAGCCACCACCACCACCACCACCAUCAGCAGCAGUCGGCGCCCCAGCAGCCCGCGCCGGCGCCGCCCCCGGGCUGCGUCGUGUGCACAUCGUGCGGGUGCAGCGGCAGCUGCGGC
Suricata suricatta (meerkat) is the source of this 2265-nucleotide messenger RNA. RefSeq names its product zinc finger CCHC-type containing 14 (gene ZCCHC14). Lineage: Eukaryota; Metazoa; Chordata; Mammalia; Carnivora; Herpestidae. The transcript has 12 exons. The annotation marks the transcript as partial. The record is from RefSeq and is a predicted model, not a curated record. Gene Ontology annotation, molecular function: protein binding; phosphatidylinositol binding.